CUCCUUUUAUUUUGUAUUCGGUAGAGUUUUCAUUGUUUGAUCUGUUUACAUAACCAAAAAUUUUUUUUAAAUUACCAGUCAAUAAUAAUGUCACAAUAAAAGUAACCGGCGUAAAAUGCCUUUAGACUCGUCACCGUCCCCAAUACUUUUACAAGAUCUUAAAGUCUGGCAAGAUGAUUACGACAAUUUAUUCAAAAAAUAUUCGGACGCAACGAAAGAGCGAUCCUCUCGUGAACCUACGAUUCCCAAAGCGUUUUCGCCCAAUGAACUACAAAAUGUACCAGACAAUUGGGAUCAGAAAGCGAUUUCCCCAAGCAAACCAUUUAAUCAACUUUUGGAAGAACGACUGGCCGAAGAAACGCCUGUUCAAAUUGUCAACAAGCCCAAACGACCGUUCCUGAGAAAGGGCGACGGUCUCGCCAGAUUUAGGAUGUCCUCCGCGUCGAGAAGGUCAUUUUCAAGCAAACAGUACGCAACGAAUGGGGUGCGAUCUAAGUUUACAUCCUCAAAAUCGAAAAAGCCCGAAAGUGUCCCGAAACGCAUACAAUAUGACCUUAGUGAGGAGGUUCGUGACAAACCGAAUCUAAAGUCUGGUAGCCCUUCUUUACCAUCUCGUGGCGAGAUCGAUUUCACCCCCCUCGAAAUUCCCGACUUUAUAAAACCCAGAGGUACUUGGCACACGGUGUUCAACCGUGACGAUCAACCGGCCGAGGGCACUGACUCGCAUCAAAUAAUCAAGGGUGUUGAGUUAAACGCUAUUAGCAACGACGCCGUGGAUAAAAACGUCGACGAAUAUACGUUGAGUCAAUUGGUAGCGAAGCAAAGUCUCAACUUGGCCACAUCCAAUGACAUCCCGGACCGCAUAUCUAAAGUGUCGUCUCACCGCUUCAAUCAGAGCGCCGAAAUAUCCGAACGGGAGCUGAGAUUGUUCGAGGUGUUAGAAAAAAGGGCGGACCACGCGAGCUUCAGUUCGACGAAUACGAGCAUCUUAAACUUACUGUCUAGCACCCCCCAUAGGAGCGUUAAACAAGAAACCGCGUCGACGGAACCGAACGAGCCGCAUUUCUUCGGGUUGCACCAAAAGCUACGGGAAGUCACCAAAAACACGGACGUGCUUCAAAAUUUCCUGCUCAAUUUGAAAAGGCUCGGGUGUGAAAAGUUGCCCGGUUCCGAUUCAGGUGAUUCUUUUUGUUCUCCGAACGCGAGGGAACACGUCGAUCUUGUAGAGUCUUCGGCUAAAACGAGCGUCAGGAGUUUUUCCGACGACGAAAGGUGGUCGAGUAGGUCUCCGUCGCCCAUAACUGCCGGCCAUACCGAGUGCGACAGUGAGUGUCAGAGCGAUGACGCGUCCAGGAGAAUUGACGUUGCCGUCAAUACGAGCUUCAACUGCACCUCGGACGAAACGAUCAGAGAAGAGUGCAGUCAAUGUGAACAAUUCAGAUUAGAAAUUCGACAGCUGCAGACGGACAACAAGAAAUUGAAAGCGAAAGCCGGCGAUUUGGAGACAAAAAACCAGCGUUUGGAACGUGAGGCCAAAAAAACGAACCAGAACCACCUGGAGGCCGUGGGCCGGCUGAAAGAAGAGCUCGAAGCGGAGAGGAAAAAAUUUGCGCGCGAGAAAACGAUCUUCGAAACGUACGUAAAAGAGGCACAGAACCGGCCGACGAAGCAGGAACGCGCGGAAAUCACCCGGCUCAAGCAGGAGCUCGCGGACACGAAGGAACUGAUGAAAUUGAAAGACUCGAAAAGCGGCGCGACGCAGGCGAGGCUCAGGACGCAGCUCAGACAGCUGGAGAAGGAGACCGGCGAACUGAAGGUUACCGUUGAGAAGCUGCAAAAGGAGAACGCGAAACUGAGUGCCAACCAGAGACUGGCGAGGCGACCGGCCGAAGUGAAGAUGCUUCACGAGAUCAAUAAGAACCUCAGCAGGCUGACGGAGGGCGCGUUGAAAAAGCAACUCGAUAAGUCCGGCAGCGGCGAUUUUAAAGAGGGGAAGGAGAAUAAAGAAGGCGACAUCGAUCGUGAUAAGCCUCCCAAAAAUCGUAAAAGCAAAGACGAAGGUGUCGGUAAUACGGAAUCUGAUAUCGAGCAGCGAUACGAGCACGUGUUUGGUAAGUUUGACAGCCCGAGGUUGAACGGGACUACCACCACUUCCGGUUCCGAAAAAACGGAGCGGAGGCUUGAAAAUGGCGCGAUCGAGAUUCACUACGGCAACGGCAAUACGAAGACGAUCUCGCCGGACGGUAACCUCAUCACCGUUAAAUAUUUCAACGGUGACGUGAAAGAGACCAACGUGGAGACCAACACUGUCCGCUAUCACUACGCGGAAAGCGAUUCCUGGCAGGUCCAGUACGCCGACGGUAGCGAGAUGAUCGAAUAUAAAGACGGGCAAAAGAGUAAAAGGUACGCAGAUGGCAAAAUAGAAAUCUCUUAUCCGGACGGUUCGGUUCGCGUGGUCAACACAGACGGGACGGAGGAGGAACGAUACCCUGACGGGUCAAAAACUAUAAAGAAUAGGGCCGGAGAGCAGAUACUUUUAUUGACCAAUGGACAAAAAGAAAUACACACUAACGAAUAUAAGAGGCGGGAAUAUCCCGACGGAACUACGAGAACCCUUUAUCCCGACGGUACCGUCGAAACGGUUUAUCCCAACGGUCGGGUCAGGCUUAAAGAUGCAAAUGGUCUUCUACUAAAAGACACUCACGAACCUGUUAUGAACUAAUUUGGAUUAAGUGUUGUAAUUUAUUUUUAUGAGAGUUUAUACAAUAAAAUAAUUGGUCGGAAAGUUAUGUGUGCAUUGUCCCUUUCAAAUCUCAUGCAACCCAGUUUUGGUAAGGAAGCGUUCGACAAAAGAGAUAUUUUAGACAACGGAGAAAUUUGGAGUUAUCAAGAUACACACUGUUGUAGUGACGCGACGCAUGAUCGCAGAAACUUGUGCCGUUACACUUAGUGAAAGACUAUUAAACGAAGCUUUAGACAGCGUGAGCACGCAAUACUGCAUUGUUUUAGUAGUGUUUUCUUUUAAGUUUUACGUAAUAAUAGUAGCAGCAAAGUUAUCCAACACGGAGGGCACUGCAAUUUGAUUUGCUGGCAACCAAUAACCCCACGUCAGUAUUACAUUGAAAAAAAUGGUAAUAAUAUAAUAUUCCAGAAUAAUACGUGAAGCAAAAAGGUGUACAGAAAUUGAUGGCGGACAUUUUCAACAUUUGUUGUAGUAUACUUCACUGGACUUAAUAAUUCUAAUCAAUUAUUACUAACUUUGCCAAAUGUAACAGAAUCUGGUUUAUAAAAUAUCUUUACCUCUAUUUUUCUGGACAACCUGUAUAACACUUUAAUGACUUACCGAUCUUCCAAGUUUUACACCACUUUUAUAGCAUUUUAAAUGGUGCAAGACUGAAUUCGCGGUGUGAUAAGUGGGAGUUAAACACCAGUUCCACAACCCCUUAAAACGUAAACACGUGAUAUCCCUCCAAGACGUGCUAGGAGCGCCAUCUGUUGAGUAGAGGCAGAUACCACGUUGAACAACAGCGAA
Molecule: messenger RNA, 3532 nt
Organism: Cylas formicarius (sweet potato weevil)
Lineage: Eukaryota; Metazoa; Arthropoda; Insecta; Coleoptera; Brentidae
Gene: Sas-4
Product: centromere protein J
Exons: 9
Coding region: 116-2722 (868 amino acids)
Biological process (GO): centriole elongation; cilium assembly
Cellular component (GO): nucleus; centrosome; centriole
Molecular function (GO): tubulin binding
Source: RefSeq, a predicted model, not a curated record